This is a messenger RNA of Sphaeramia orbicularis (orbiculate cardinalfish), 1983 nucleotides long. It is a transcript of the gene rpp30, whose product is annotated as ribonuclease P/MRP 30 subunit. Gene Ontology annotation, biological process: tRNA processing. Lineage: Eukaryota; Metazoa; Chordata; Actinopteri; Kurtiformes; Apogonidae. The transcript is spliced from 12 exons. The coding region runs from base 17 to 928 and encodes 303 amino acids. Gene Ontology annotation, cellular component: nucleolar ribonuclease P complex. The record is from RefSeq and is a predicted model, not a curated record. Gene Ontology annotation, molecular function: RNA binding.
GUUGACGUCAUGACGCAUGCUGAUGUUUACGUUUGUGACGAAGAACUCCAGUUCCCGUCAUGCCUCGCGGCUCCUCACAUGUGGCGGACCGUGUACCGUUAGCAUCAUGUCCGUGUUUAUGGACCUGAACCUGAUCCAGAACCAGACGGAGGACCGGAGCGGACUGAAGAGUCUGAUAGAGACCGCAGCUCACCUCGGUUUCUCCACAGUUGCUGUGAACUAUGUGUUCGAACCCACAACCAAGAAAAAGCAGAACAUUCCCUCCCCGACUCCGAUCAAUGAGCUGAUCGAUCAGCUGCCGAUCGUACAGGGUCGUUCUCGUCCAAUUAGAGUCCUGAACAGACUGACCAUCGUGAUGUCAGACUCCAGCCACUACAGGCCGACGGCUGCGGAGUAUCGGCGUUUCGAUCUCCUCGCCGUUUACCCGACCACGGAGAAGCUCUUCCAUGCGGCGUGUAUGACGUACGACGUCGACAUCAUCUGCAUCUCGGUGACGGAGAAGCUGCCAUUCUUCUUUAAGAGAGCGCCGGUCAACGGGGCGAUCGAGCGCGGCGUUGCGUUCGAGGUCUCGUACUCGGCCGCCAUCAGAGACGCCACCAUGCGGCGCUACACCAUCGCCAACGCCAUCGCCCUCGUGGACACCUGCAAAGGGAAGAACGUGAUCGUGUCCAGCGCGGCCGAGAAGCGUCUGGAGCUUCGAGGACCGCACGACGCAGCCAACCUAUCCUUGUUGUUCGGUUUAUCAGACGCAGACGCCAAAGAGGCCGUUUCCUCCACGUGUCGAUCAGUCGUCCUGCAUGCAGAGCGCAGGAAAUCAGCCGGAGGAAUCAUUCACACCACGAAGACCAGCCCUGAGGAGACUCCGCCCACUCCUGAUGACCGUGACGCUCCUGCUGCCAAAAGAGCCAAACCCCUGGAGACCGAGUGAUUGACAGCUGAGUGGGCGGGGCUACCUGACCAGGAUAUUUGUUUUUGAUUGAUGAUCAGUGUCAGAGACCGCCAGCUCUGUUUUCAGUUUGUUUGUUAAAUAAAUAGUUUGUUGCUUCUGUGUCGUCUUUUGUUUCUGACCCCUUCUGGUCCCUAGAGGAACUACAGCCGAUACAUCCGAUUAUUGAUUCUGUAUUUUUAGCUGAUUUAAUCAUCAGAAACGUGUAAAAGAAUUCAAUAAACUCAUCAGAGAAACAUUCGGUUAAACAUGGAGUUUUAUUUAAAUCAGUUAAUACAAACGCUGUGCUCUGAUUGGUCAGAUUUACAUUCAGUCAUUUAAAAAAUUAAACCUUCAGGUAUAAAAAUAGAAUCUCUUCAAUCAUCAAAUUAAUGUUUAGGUUUUCCAUUCACGGACAAACACAUUUUAACGUUAACACUUUCAAAUGCCUUAGAAUCAUUUCAUCUGAAAAAAACUUCAUCUGAUCAGCUGAUCAAUAAACACCUCUGUCACUAACGAGCCAAUCACUGAUCAGCUCUGAUGAGGGGGCGGGGAGUGUUCCAUGCAGUUAGUAAUAGCCCUUUACUGGCGACAGUGAACGUCUCAUCCAGAGGUCAAAGUCCUGACCUGGAAUAGCUGAGGCAGCUCAUUAAUUAUUGAUAAUUACAAAUCUGAUCAAUUGAAAUGGACCUGAUGAGUUCAGGGAAUAUUGGACAAACCAAUCAAAUGGGACUGAGGAGGAGGAGGACAAUUUGAUUGGACGGGAAUGCUAAGGGGGCGGAUCUACAACUUUGAAGGAGCUUUUCACUGAAUCAUAGUUUUGCUUUAAGGCGUUCCUGAAGGUGCAUUCAAGGACAUCUGGACUUUGGACACUCAGCUGUGUGGUCAAAACAAACAGUUCAGUUUGAUUAGUUUGGAAUUUCAGACGGUCCUCAAACGCACCGACAGGAAUGAAACAGCGAACAGUGAAACGGUCCUUUAAGAGUUAGUAAAACACGAAAAAACACCUUGAACUUGAAUAAAAAUAUGAAUAAACUAAAAACAAAACACUAAGCUAA